AAAAAAUAAACUAAUACUAAACAAAUAUAUUAAAAAUCUAAUUACGUGACAAACGGAAAAAUGAAACGAAUAUACUCUCCAAAAGUUGGAAUUCAAAUGUUAGAGUGAGAGAGCCGGAGAAAAUGAAAGAACGCCAAAGUUGACAUUUUGAAAGAGGAAUAAGAAGGUACAGCAAACCACGAAAAAACGCCGAGAAUCUAAUGGAAAAUCAACUAAAAUCAAGAAUAAUCUCAGUUAAAGUGGUCAAAAAUAAAUAUUGAACGUUGAAAAUAAAAAAAAUGUUAUUUUAUUACGAAAACUAGUAAAAAUAAACCUGUCAAAAAGAUAUUCGUUUGUGAAAUUCUAAUUGUAUGUGGCAAGACAAAGCAACGUCGUAGCCACCGGCGAGAAGUAUAACUUGUUCAUAGAAACUAUAGAAUAAAAUAAAGAGUAGUGGAAUAUAUUGAAAGUAAGCUUGUUUAACGACAGUAAUGUCGGGUGGAAGGGAGUCAAAUAGCAGUAAUGCAAGCUCCAACAGUAGUGGAGUUUCGACAACUGCAUCUUCCACGCCCACAUCUUCAAGCCAAAAUAACAACGGCAAUCAGCGCUCUCGUGGGCGACCGGCCAAACGCGCCACUUGUACGUGGUGCGGUGAAAGUAAGCAACUUCUGCAAUAUGUGUUACCAACACAGAACGGCAAGAAGGAAUUUUGUUCGGAAACAUGUAUUGCCGAGUUUCGGAAAGCUUAUAAUAAAGGCGCCUGUACUCAGUGUGAUAAUGUGAUACGAGAAGGCGCGCCAAAUAAAGAUUUUUGUUCAGUGAUGUGUAUGAAUAAGCAUCAAAAAAAGAACGGGUCCACUCGACAACAUGGUAGUGGUGGCUGCAGUGGACGAGGAGAUUCGGAUCGGGGAAAAAUGUCUUCAAUUGGUGGUGGUUCCUGUACACCAACUGGACCAUUCCAGUAUGAAAGUUUCCAUGUGUUUGAUUGGGAUGCAUAUUUGGAGGAGACCGGUAGCGAAGCUGCACCACCGGAAUGUUUUAAACAAGCACUUAACCCCCCAAUCAACGAUUUCAAAAUUGGGAUGAAACUGGAGGCUUUGGAUCCUCGAAACGUUACAUCAACUUGUAUUGCGAGUGUGGUGGGUGUACUCGGUUCGCGGCUGCGACUGCGAUUGGAUGGCAGUGACAGUCAAAAUGAUUUUUGGCGUUUGGUCGACUCGAAUGAGAUCCAUGCGAUUGGGCACUGUGAGAAGAACGGCGGAAUGUUGCAACCACCACUCGGUUUUCGCAUGAAUGCCUCCAGCUGGCCCGGUUACCUUUGCAAAAUUUUAAACAAUGCCAUGGUUGCACCGGAAGAUAUUUUCCAACCGGAGCCGCCAGGUCCUUCGGAGAAUCUCUUCAAAGUUGGCCAAAAGCUCGAGGCGGUCGACAAGAAAAAUCCACAACUGAUUUGCUGUGCGACAGUUGAUGCGAUUAAAGAUGACCAAAUUCAUGUGACUUUCGAUGGGUGGCGUGGAGCUUUCGACUAUUGGUGCAGCUACGACUCCAGAGAUAUAUUUCCGGUUGGUUGGUGUGCACGUAGUUGUCAUCCAAUGCAACCGCCGGGUCAUAAAUCGCGUACCGAUUCGAGUUCGAGCAAGCACCGCAGCCCCCGACCACGCUACACCUUCGUCCAAGAGACGGACGCAAUGGUCCCUGCCACUCCAGUCACCGCACACUUCCACACAAAUUGCAAAGGAGGACCAUUCGUUAACAGCACAAAGUUGCCAUCAAUGGUUACUGGGCCAACCCAUCAAACUCUGGCAAAAUUAUGUUUGCAAGAAGUGCUUGCCGCUAGCACCGAUACUCAGCAGCUUUCGAAAUUAUUAUUCGCAUUAGAAGGAGAUGUUCAUAUAGUGCCAGCAGCAGGAAAAAAUUUCACAGUUAAAAUUCCAUCGCAAUUGCGAAUGAGAGACGAUGACAGUUUAGCGCAAUUCAUUGAAACCCUAUGUACUACAUGUAGAGCAUGCCCCAAUCUAAUAUCGUUGGUGCCCGCAACGGAAGAAUGUGACAAAUGUGUAAUUACUAAGAAGCGCUUGCUGUCAACGAAUUCGACACCGCCCACUUCACCAGUUAUACCAGAGAAAAGAAAAACACUCAGCUUAUUGAGCGACAAACCACAUGCAAUCAAACAAGAAAUACCAACUUCGACCACAACUUCUUCGCAUGUGGUGGAUUCCUCGUCUGCACCGGUUAUGGUAGCUGUUGGGAGCAGUAUUCCUAAGGCUGAUGCUGAACAUAAGCUAUCUAUCAAUAAUAAUAACUUAUUACCAGUGCAAAUAAAGGUUGAACCUAAUACAAAUGGAACUUCGACUAUUACAUCACAAGCUCACUCUUUACGGCAGAUCCGUCUCCAUCAUUUGAAUAAUCAGGAUGAGUCGAAGCAGAUUUCGAAUACUACGUCUACUGCUGCAAGUUCUACAAAUUCAAAUGUGAAAUAUCUUGCUCCGCUUGUGGCUGAGGUACACCCUGAACAAUCAAGUGUGGUGAAUACUGUUAUUGGCUCGUCGACAUACAAAUCGCCUUCGACAUUAUCAUCGAGCGCGUCCUUACCCACGUCAGUAUCGACGCCAUUUAGUGGUUCACAGUCGACUUCGUCGACAGCGUCUGCAGCUGGUGGUCAAAUAGUUUUGUCGGCUGCAGCGCCACCAACAUCAGCAGCAUCCACAAUGAGUUCUGCCUCUUUACCACCACUCCGUUCGCAUCCUGGCGAUUGGUCAAUUGAAGAAGUCAUACAAUUUAUCGAAAGCAAUGACAGUACACUUGCCGUUCAUGGUGAUCUAUUCAGAAAACAUGAAAUCGAUGGAAAAGCGCUGCUUCUUCUUAAUUCCGAAAUGAUGAUGAAGUAUAUGGGUCUUAAAUUGGGACCAGCCUUAAAGAUAUGCAAUUUAGUAAAUAAGGUUAAUGGUAGACGUAACAAUAUGUCACUAUAAAUUUGGCUGAAAGGAAAGAAGGGUUAACAACAUACGUAAUAAAUAUGUACGUAUAUUGAUACGCGUUUCUAUGAAUUCUUCUUAAAGCAGUUGAAAAUGAAUAAUAUAUUGCAAAUGUUAGAAAAACCUACCUAGAAUUAGAGGUGAAGAAGCGUGUUCCAGACGUACGCAAUGAAAGUUGUUGGCAUAUUUUCUAUAACAUGGGUACCUUCACGUAUAUUUGAAUUAAUAUAUACUACAUUAAUAAUAUUUAAACUGGCUAAUUAAUAUGAGAUCGAUUUCUUAAUCGAUUUAAAUUUUUAAAUUGAAAAUGCUUAUUUACAUAUUUUAUGUAUGUAUUACAUAUAGAAAGGAAUAUUGCACCUUUUUAUUAUAACAUAUAAUUAUAUGUAUAUCUGGAUAAGUUGAUUAAAUUUAAGUAAAGCAAAGAACAGAAAGCAAUGUAAUAGAUGAAUAACGAUAUAUCACAAUAGCACAAUAAGCAUUUAAAAUGUUAUGUUAUGAAGAAAACUAAACUUUUUUAUUGUAACAUAGUGCAGACAGAAAUAAUCACACAUUGCACAUUGAAUAAAAAGUAACUAUAACACAUUUAGUAAGAUAACUUUCUAACAUAUUUUUAUUGAAGAUUUCUAUAUAUCGCUCAUUUACAUGAAUAGUGUCACAACUCGAAAAAGUCGAUUUUUACGAAUAGCUGUUUGAAGUUUUCAGUUGUCUCUUAUUUAGCAAAUAUAGGAAAACGAUAUUUAUUGAAUAAGCUAGUGGCAUGUAAUAUAUUAAAUAAAAUCUUGAGCAUAAGUGGACUAAAUAGUGUAUUAAAGCUUUUUCUUGGGCAUAAACGUGGCCCGCUUUGAAUUAUGUUAUAUUUGUGAAAAAUAUAAACCCGUUUUGCUGUCAUAUGUUAAACGUAUUCUUAUUGUUGACAAAAAAGGAACACGAAAUUAUGAUGAAUGAAUUACCUUUCCACAAAUAUCUUUGUAACACAAAAUAUGUCGUUCUUUUGUGGUUAAAAAAUAAUGCAACAUAACAACUUGAAUAACGUCACAUUUAUAUUUCACGGUUUAUUUUUCUACGUAUCAAAUUCCAUUUUUUAUAUUGAAUUGAAAAAUUCCGUUUUUUGACACUAUUCAUGUAAAUGAGCGAUAUGUUCUUGUUUCUGACUUCCAAAGACAUUACCACACAUUACUUUUAUUUCAUUUAAACGCCAUUUCUUUUAUUACUAUAUAUAGAUAUACAUUCGAACUUGUUGGGUAUUAUAUGCUUUUGUGCCCAGUGGGCGUUGAGAUUUUAUGUUGUGGUAAUUAAGAGUUUUAAAAACCAUUUACCUAAUUAAACCUUUCAUUAGUGGCCAGUGAAUGGCUAUAUUAAAAAACAUGUAUAAAACAAAAAAUUGAGUUAUAUUUUCAUAUACUUUCUGCAAAAAUAACGUUUGAGAACGGCUUAAACUAUUGAAAAAAUAAAUAUUCACAUUAUAAGUAUGGGGUCUUAAACGGACCAAAUAUUCAGGCUAACACCACAUAUGCUUAAUUGGAAUAACACAAUCAUAACGCGUUGAGCUGGUUUUUAUUUAACAUAAGUAUGUAUAUUCAAAUAUACAAUAAAAUUAGCUUUAUUCCAAUCAUAACCACAUAGCCAUAGUUAAAUAAAUGCUAACAAAACAAAUAUAAACAAAUCAAUAUAUAACCUCGUAUAUAAGACAUCAUAAUAACUGGCGUGCAUAUGUACAUCUUAA
Molecule: messenger RNA, 4680 nt
Organism: Zeugodacus cucurbitae (melon fly)
Lineage: Eukaryota; Metazoa; Arthropoda; Insecta; Diptera; Tephritidae
Gene: Scm
Product: polycomb protein Scm
Exons: 4
Coding region: 471-2951 (826 amino acids)
Biological process (GO): regulation of DNA-templated transcription
Cellular component (GO): nucleus
Molecular function (GO): protein binding; zinc ion binding
Source: RefSeq, a predicted model, not a curated record